CGCUCUUCCGGGUGGACUUCCACCAAACUCGCAUCGUCAUCCGGAAGCGGAGGGAUCAGAGAAGGGUGAGUUGAAGGCACGCGGCCUAACUACUUCCGGUUCGAGGGCUCUGAACGUGAAGGAAUCUCAUGUGACGGUACGUUUUAUCUCUAAAUCGGUUAUAAAACCCGCGCUGUCCAGUCUUGUAAUUAGCCGAAAAUGGAUCCGGUGAUCCACUUUUCUCUUUCUCUUUAUCUGGAUCCCCCUCCUCAUCCUCAUCCUCUUAAUGUUCUUCGAGUAGAAGGGGAUUAACGGAUUAUAACAAUGAUGAUAAUCAUUUUUGGAUCUACUCGACUAAGAUGAUGAGGAGGAUGAGUGAUGCUAAUUUUACACAGGAUUCAAUCCAUUUUAUCCGAGUGUUUCCGAGCUACAUCUUGUGUUAGACCGAACAAUUCCAAGUUCGUGCACAAAUAAGGUCUUUUAGCUCGCGCAAAAGAAAACAGGAAACGAAGAAGGAGGGGAUUCUAGAAACUGAGAAGGAGGAAGAAAGAGCAGGAUUCUAGGAAGCUGAGGGGAGGAAACUCAUUGAAAUAUACAGAUAAAAGAAGGAAAGUGGUGCAAAUUUUCGGAUUAUUCAGCUGAAUUGUAGUUUUAGUUAAGGAUAAUUUUGUAAAAACACCUUAAAAGACAGGUAGAAUCGAUCUAUCGUAUAAGGAAGUGCUCCUUUACCAUCAGACAAGCGUGCUCGGAGGUGAAGCUAGCUUUGGGGGCAAUCCUAGUAAAUAAUAGUACAGCUUACAGGAAAAUCCGGAUAUGGCGGAUUUAAAACGAAUAUAACGGGAUUAGGCACGUCUAAGAUGAUUGAAAGUCUGAUAAUUUAUAAGAAAAAUACUGGAUAGAAGCUUCAAAAAUAGAUAAUAAUUGUUGCUGUAUGUGGAGCGACGUCAGAAACCUCUUCCACUCCCAUCAAUCUCGUGCUGACUUAAGAGAAUUUCCCAAAAGACUCGCCAUCUGCAACGCAAUGGAUCGGUUCUUUGAACCGGAAGUCGGAAGUGGCGUCACGCUAAGACGUCGUCCAUUCGUUUAAAAGUAGAAGCCACGUCACCGAGAAGGUUCUCCGAAGGCACACUCGUUCCCGGGAUGAAGGUUGUCCAUUCGAGUGCUGCGAACCUCUACGUGCCGAGACGGAGGUGCAAAUUAGCUCCGAUCGGGACUCGAGAAGCACCAUGAGGUGCCUUAGGUGCUUUAUGAGGACUCGAGUGGUUUACGCUAGAAAAACUUGGGAUAAGGCUCAUCAGAACAUGCCGAGUCUUCACGACCCUCUGCCAAUGGUGCAAAAAUUAUUAGACGAAGAGCGGCAAGCAGUCAGGACUGCUCUUCAAGCUGUAGAUGAGCACACCAGACAGAAGAGAAAGGAACUAGUCGAGUCUCACCGCAAGUGGAUGAGAGAGAAUAAGCCCAAAGAAGACAAAACAACCAACACCAAACGUCCCAAAACGAAACAAGAUGCGAGUUGUAGAAGAAAGGUGGAAGAAUACGAACAUUAUCUCCAUUACACGGAGAAAAAGCGCUCCGUUUACCUCGACGUCAUUUGCGAGGAAGACGACGAGCAAAGUUCAAUAGAAAGUAAAAAAGAUAAAGUGCGCCUUUCGUCCAGGAACGACAAUUUCCUUCUUGUAGAUCGAGAGGCACCUUUACUCCCCCCCAUACACCCCACCUGGAAGCAGAGAAAUUACUUGGGUAAGGGUGACAGAGCGAAACUUAACAACUGGCAACACGUUGCCGACAAUUUCAUCGACAGCGAUGCCAGAAAGAGAGGGAGGCUGCGCAUCAAUGGAAAAAAUAACAAGACUCAGCUGCAUCUCAAUUACCAGAACGAUCUCAGCGAUAAAGGUAACGUGGAUCAGGAGUUAGGACUUCAGAAAAAGAGACAAUAUAUGGAUGGCCCUACAUACUGCAGCUCGAACAGUCGUUGGGUUUCCAACAUCCCUUCUUUAGCAUCGAGUCCAGACUGAUUUUCGUUCCAGAGACUCCAGCAUCUUCUAUUCAACGAUGGCUGAUGAUGCCGACUGGAAAAACAAUGGCUACCACUUGUGGUAAUGAGUUUUGCACUUCAGAAUUUCGAAUUUUGGAGGAGGAACGCCCCUUUGUACGUGCGAUUUUAUCCAUUUUUUUUAUUUCUUUCAUAACUAACGAUCCGCUGCGUGCAACGCUUCGGUUGCUCCAACCUAAUUUGCAUAUCGAUCCGUUUCGCUUAUCUGAAUUUAUUUAUUGUUAUUUUUUUAAAUUAAUGGCACUGUGGCUUAGUGUAUUUGCUGUACUUAUAAAUGUAUGCGGAUGUGAAAAAAUGGCAGCUAAAAUAAUCCAAUUUUGUACAUAUUUAUGACCAUUAUCAUCCGAAAAUUAAUGUAGAGAUCUUCGUGAAAUACCAUUUCGCUCUUACAUAUUGCUCAUUGUAUUGAGAUUCUGGAGGGAUAUUCACCUCUUCCUAUUGUAGUUCUAAUCAUUAGAUUUCAUAUAGCUCUAAAUAAUUUCGGGCAUUUCGCAUCUUCUUAGCUUACAACUUCAUCUUCAUCUUACUUCAGAAGCGAAGAUGCUGCUCCCUUCUAGCAUCUUAUUACUACAGCGGGUCUCGAUAUAACGUUUCAUUACUAUCACCAGAAGCGCUAAAUCGAGGAUUCUAUAAGUUGCAACUCCUGUCAGAAAAGCGAAAUGUUAUUUUCUAGUUGCUGAUUUUUCAU
Centruroides sculpturatus (bark scorpion) is the source of this 2720-nucleotide messenger RNA. RefSeq lists its product as uncharacterized. NCBI's taxonomy places the organism in Eukaryota, Metazoa, Arthropoda, Arachnida, Scorpiones, Buthidae. The record is from RefSeq and is a predicted model, not a curated record. The transcript is spliced from 6 exons. The coding region runs from base 1206 to 1994 and encodes 262 amino acids.